Lachancea fermentati is the source of this 1644-nucleotide messenger RNA. NCBI's taxonomy places the organism in Eukaryota, Fungi, Ascomycota, Saccharomycetes, Saccharomycetales, Saccharomycetaceae. The record is from the annotation of a GenBank genome assembly.
AUGGAUAAUCAACAAAAUGAAGCGGUAAAGACGACUGUUACAGCCUUCAUUAAUGAAAAUUUAGGAUCAGUUUCCGAAUUGAACUUUAUUUCUACGGCACAUGAACCAGACGAAAAAAAUGUUAUUACUACUAUAUUGUCACCUAAUGGCAAGAAAACUGAAAUAACGACUGAUUGUGAUGACGCCAAGAAUCUUGGAAUCCAAGCUUUGGCCAUCGAGCUAACACCCGAGGAAGACAAAAGGCUAGUUAGAAAAAUUGAUCUUAACAUGUUUCCCCUGAUGUCGCUUGUUUACGCCAUUCAGUUCAUGGAUAAGACAACAAUCGGGAAUGCAGCAAUCAUGGGACUUCUUACAGAUCUUGAAAUGACGGGAGACCAGUAUUCGUGGGCAGGAUCUGCCUUUUAUUUCGGCUACCUCGGAGGGCUUUUUAUUCUUCCACCUUUGCUGCAGAAGACCAAAUAUUUCAUGAAGCUAUUGUGUGCCAUUAUCGUUAUAUGGGGUAUGAUAUUGGCUUUGCAUUCUGCACCCCGCGUAAAUUAUGGCUCUUUUAUUUUUCUCCGCUGUUUGCUAGGCUUCUUUGAGAGUAGUAUCACGCCUGCCUUCACUAUCAUAACUGCGCAAUACUGGAAGAAGGAGGAGCAGUUUCUCAGAAUUUGUAUUUGGUUUGGUUUUAAUGGCUUGGGUGCGAUGUGGGGUUGUUCGAUGGCAUAUGGACUUUUUAUUCGUGCCGACACGUACUCUAUUGCUGCGUGGAAAAUUGUCUUUCUAUCUACUGGAUGUAUUACCAUUUUUGUCGGAUUAAUAAUGAUGCUUCAUUUACCUGAUUCUCCGAAAAAGGCAUGGUUUCUAUCCAAGUAUGAGAAACUUCUUUUGACUCAGAGAAUAAGGGAUAAUCAGCAGGGUUUUGGUAAUCAUCAUAUCAAGAAACACCAAAUAAAGGAGGCUCUUGUAGAUCCUAGAACAUGGCUUUUUUUUUUGUAUUGCAUAGCGGCCAAUAUCCCUAACGGGGCCAUGUCAAACUUUCAAUCAAUACUUUUCAGGAGUGAUUUUGGGUAUACUACAGAGAGGACAUUGUUAGUUUCGACUGGUAUAGCAGUUGUUGAAUGGGGUGGCUUGCCUUUACUUGGUUUUGCGUCGUACUUUUGCGCCAAAAGGAAAGUGAAGUAUUUGAGCAGUCGCUUGAUUUGGUCGAUAAUAGCUCUAAUAAUGGCUUUAACUGGAGUUUGUAUGUUGGCGUUCGCAGAUGGAAACAAAAGCGCAAAGCUCGCUGGAGUUGCACUUAACUACUUAUCACCCUUAGCAUUCAUUUGUGUUCUCGCAAAUAUCUCAGCGAACACACUAGGUACUACCAAAAAGUGGACUGUUUCUUCAAUAACUUUAGUCGGCUAUGCUGCGGCCAAUAUUGCUGGUCCUCAUACUUUUAUUAGCUCCCAAGCACCUCACUACUCGGGAGCUAAAAUUUCACUUGUAGUCUGUUAUGGCUCAAGUAUUUUUAUUCUUGCUGCUCUGUAUGUUUUGAACGUUAGAGAAAACAAACGGAGAGACAAGCUGGCUAUGGACAGCCCGCCUCAGCCGCAUAUAGAGAACAUUGAAUUCGCAGAUCUCACUGAUUUCGAGAACCCUUUUUUUCGCUACACUAUAUGA